Molecule: messenger RNA, 2150 nt
Organism: Mus caroli (Ryukyu mouse)
Lineage: Eukaryota; Metazoa; Chordata; Mammalia; Rodentia; Muridae
Source: RefSeq, a predicted model, not a curated record
UUCAACCAGGGACUCUGACAUCCCACACUCCUACAAAUUGAGGGGAAACGCCUCUGAAAGGCAAGGAGAGAGGUUCUAGUUUCCCGUGGAUACACCAUUCUCCUUUCCAGGGACGUUGGUGUCGCAGGCCAGCUAGACCGCGUGGCCUUGCUUCCUACACUGAGGCUGAGGUACCACCCACCGGAACUGGCUGAGGUAGUGCGCAGUGUGCCCAGGGCAGCAACCAGCCGCUGGAGAGUAGGCCAGCCCUGAGGCAACCUGGGAGGCCUGUGGGCCUGAGGUGACCAGUGACCCGCACGGGAGCGUCAUUUGUUGUGAGAGGAGCCUGUGUCCUGCGGUGACCAGCGAACAGCGUGGCCUGUGGGCCUGAGGUGACCAGUGACCCGCACGGGAGCGUCCAUCUGUUGGGCGGGGAGCCUGUGUCCUGUGGGCCUGAAGUAACCAGUCAGCGGUGCAGGUCUAGCCAUCUGAGGGGAGGCCUGUGGGACCUCCAGUGCAGGAGCUUCCAUCUGAGGCCUAAGGUAACCUCCCUUACCCACUCAACAACCCAGGAACAUCCUCCUGACAGGAGGUCUGCAGCCUGAGGCAGCCACCUCUCUCUGAUGAGAGCCAUCACCCUCAGCCUUGGGCUAUGCAACCAGUAAUGUUAUCUCCUUCUGUCCCAGGACAUCGAGGGAGGGGGCUCUAGGACACAAGAAAGGAGAAUGUCUAAACCUAGUUGGAAGUCUCUAAGGCCAUGCUUUUUCCACAUUGACAUACUAAGUCUCCUCAGUUUUUCUUGCUCAGGGAUUCUACUACUUAUGGCUGACACAAAAACUUCCAAGUGUGAUGAACAUUUCAGUGUGGAGAAACUAAAGGAAUGGCCAGAGCCGGAGUCUGUUUCUUUAAUGGAGUUAUUAGCUCGAGAAGACAUCGACAAAGCUGUGCAUGCAGUAUUAUUUAGAGAAAACUAUGUUGUGAAGAGACUGGAUACAUAUUUACAGCAUCUGGCUGUUUUUAAGGAAAGAAGAAAAGAGAUGUUACAUAAGAAAUGGGUUGAAAAUGUGGUGCAGCCUCUUCAGCAGAGAAUUACAGAUAAAAUAAUUUCAUAUAGGCGACCUGGAAAAAAUCAAGUGAAAUAUGAACACUGCUUAAAGCACACAAAUAAACCGACUAAAGUGUCUUCAUCAUGUCUGUUUCAAAAACAGCAAGAGUUCAGAGAAGCAAAAGGGACCAGUUACCAACAUGGCAGAGGAAAAACGCAUGACACACAAAAGGAAGCCAAAGAAAGUGAGAAGGGUCUCUCCUUCACCAGAUCGCCCCCAUUCUCGCUCAGGCCCCGUUGCACCAGUCCCAGAGAGAGGCAGAGAGCCUCUGCACGGCUUAUGCAGAGCAAGCCUGGUGGCAGGAACAGGUACAAGGGAGUCAGUUCUGAAAAACCUGUCUUUACAUUAAAGUCUCAUCUGCCUAAGGAAGAGAAGACUGUCAGUCGAAGCCAGCUUGUUUUUGAAAGGCAGUUCCGAGCCUCAAGGCUCAGCCAGGAUAUCAAAGAGGCUGAAAAGAAGAGUCUGGUUGUAGGGACUGGACCACAGAGGCCACGCUCCUGGGCGGCAGCAGAUAGUAUGCCGGGACCAUCACUGGUCGGAAGAAGAGUGAUGACAGCCGAGAUCCUGGGGCAGCAUCUGCUCUCCCUGCAUCAGGCAGCCAAGUCAGGCCUCCAGUGGCCAUAGAGCUUCACCCCUUCACCUCUUGCAUGCAACUGCAAAUACUGACGGUGCAGCUUUUCUCUAGCUCCUGAUGUGUGCCUCUCCAAUCAACUAGAACUGUAGCCCUGGACUAACUCCUAUAACCUGCUAGUGCUCUGGCAUUAGCAGCUAGAAUUCGUUCCUCCUCCAGGCUGUGUUGCCUACUAGGGAUACCUUUCUGGAAUCCCUUGCCCAUCAGUACCCAGCUCAUCUUUCAAGAUCCAGGCUAGUCUCAGUCACCUCAGCCUCCUUCCCUCUGAGUACCACUGGCCUUGACUGAGAAACCCUACAACCUGCUAUGCCUGACAUUGAUGCACCCUGUUUGCCUCUUCUGCCAAGGAGGAGCCACUGUGUUGAAUGGACUGCUUUAUCUAGGUGAAAAUGCCUAUGAAUAGUUAUAUUAAUAUAAAAUGCAUGCAGUUUGUC